Messenger RNA from Cyphomyrmex costatus, 1542 nucleotides. RefSeq names its product BMP and activin membrane-bound inhibitor homolog. The transcript has 3 exons. Lineage: Eukaryota; Metazoa; Arthropoda; Insecta; Hymenoptera; Formicidae. The record is from RefSeq and is a predicted model, not a curated record. The coding region runs from base 349 to 1020 and encodes 223 amino acids.
AUAUCGUCCGAGUAGCUUGUCGCGCGUCGACGCUCCGUUUCCGUGCGCCUCUCACACACCGGCCGCUUCUUCCGCCGAACUCCGUUUCCGUGCUCCUCUGUGAUGCGCGAUUAUCGCGGUAAUCGGAUCCGUCGUUCGUAAACACAGUCAACGAUGAUCAUUUCGACGCUCUAAAAUCCCGGGGGGAAAACACAUGCCCGAUUUUUCGAAAUCCACCGUCCUGACGACGAACACGCCGCCGGGUCACAGCAACGAUCCGCGCUUCAGAGACUCUCCACGUGGCCGACUGACUGACUCGUGAUCGCCGUGAUCGGCAUUCAAUUUAAUACCGAAUUGAUCGCGUUCGGGAUGCUACAACGCGACGUGCUGACUAUUAUCGCGAUGGUGACGACAAGUCUCGUCGUCGUUGUCACCAGCGGUGCGCCCACGAAUUCAGACGCAGAGGAUUACGAGAUGCUCGCCGACAAAGACGCGCAAUCUACCGACAAAGAUUCCUCCAAUGCAGGAGAAGUAAGAUGCUAUUGCAAUCAACCAGAAUGCGUACCUCAGGGAUACAUGUGCCGCGGUAGGGGUUGCUUUACAAAAUUACCAUCGAACGCAAACCCGUCACUUCCAAGAGCGGAGCAUACUGCUCACAGCGGUUGCCUCGAUGAAAAUUUGAAAAAUCGUCAGUGCCCCACAGGAUUUCUCUGCUGCGAUCAAGAUCUCUGCAAUCAUGUGGACAUCCCCGCGAUGAGAAAUAGACUCAACAAGACUCUACGAGUAUUGAUCGAUGAUCAACGACCGUACUUGGCUCCAUUACAUCCAAACAGUCGCGGAAAUCAGGCGAUUGACGGAUGGUUCCCGACCGCGACGAUCAUCGUGGCUAUCUGUGGAUUCCUCGUUCUGCUAAUGAUCGCCAGCCUAGCAGUCAGAUGGCUCCAGCCUAUGCCGGCGCAAAACGUGAAUAAAUUCGUGCCUCAUCGAACAUCUAAUAACGGGCCACCCUUACUUGGAUCACCAAAAGUGCCUCUGGUUUAAGAAAUUUCAUGACAAAGUUUCCUAAUAAGAGGGGUGUUCGAAGUAAUAGUUUAAUUAAUAUAGCUGUGGCUGUGCUAGUUUUGAUAUAUGACUCGCAAAACCGAAGUUGUACCAUACACAUACAAUUGCAUAGCGAAAUAUAUAUCGAGUAUGUUAACUGCGAAUGAUUAAGUACAUAGACCGGAUAAAAUUUCUUAUUCGAAUUUAACUUCGUCUCAACUUCGUUGAUUUCUUACAAUAUGCACACGUGAAAUAUAGCUUGUACGCAAGUUUGCGAGAUUCUACAGAGUCAUAUACCAAAUCCAGCCAUAAACGGCUGUUUAGAAAGCUAGCGGGCCGUCGAAGGCUCCACUUGGCUGUGAAUUCUACGAAGAAAGCAACUACUGUAAAUUAUAUCUCAUAAUGAUAAUGUAUUACUCGUUGCAUUUCCUCGAACCGUCGACACGACACGCAUGUCGAUAUCGCGAGAUCAAAGAGUGAGAAUGGGAUCAAGAUUUUUCGAUCCUUUAAACAUGACGUUAC